Messenger RNA from Megalopta genalis, 305 nucleotides. NCBI's taxonomy places the organism in Eukaryota, Metazoa, Arthropoda, Insecta, Hymenoptera, Halictidae. The record is from RefSeq and is a predicted model, not a curated record.
UAAGAAUUUUGAAGAUGGCGUCACACCAGUCGGAUUUGCCGCAUGUUAAGUCCAUCAGCCGAAUAUCAAAGCUGCCCAUCGUAGAAGAUGGCAUACAGAUUGCCAGCAGUGUGUACGUCAGGAUAAAGCGUUCGAACUUUUUGAUUAACUGGGGCUUGGACACUGCCGAGCAAUCGCUGGUGGUGGCAAAAGAGAUAGCGACACCGGCCAUCAACGUUUUCAGUGGUCCAAUCACUGUGGUCGACCAUUUGCUCUGCAAAGGUAUCGACGUGGUCGAAGAAAAGGUGCCGGCGGUGCAUCUGCCC